Molecule: messenger RNA, 4818 nt
Organism: Etheostoma cragini (Arkansas darter)
Lineage: Eukaryota; Metazoa; Chordata; Actinopteri; Perciformes; Percidae
Product: TNF receptor-associated factor 2-like
Exons: 11
Coding region: 296-2080 (594 amino acids)
Biological process (GO): regulation of apoptotic process; tumor necrosis factor-mediated signaling pathway; positive regulation of canonical NF-kappaB signal transduction
Cellular component (GO): plasma membrane signaling receptor complex; cytosol; cytoplasmic side of plasma membrane
Molecular function (GO): tumor necrosis factor receptor binding; ubiquitin protein ligase binding; zinc ion binding
Source: RefSeq, a predicted model, not a curated record
CGCCUCCACAGCUCCUCUGCCUAUCAACCCGCGGGCAGCCCACUGCAUGACGUAACACCCAGUCUGAAAGUGCAAUGGCGAUAUUGGACAAUAACAGCCGUCGCUUUCGGGGGACCACAUCUAUAUUAUGUGGCUAACGUUAAAGAAAACUCCUCCUGUCGGCUGCGAAACCACAAAUAAUAUCGGCACACUGCGCGAGCGACUACCUGCGACCAGGAAGGGGGAUUUCACAGCCUCUACACGCGAUGACAGUUUAGACUAAAAAAGCCGCUGGUGUGACGUGUGAACAGACACCAUGGCCACACAGGAGCCGUCCCCUCCCUCGUCCAUGGAGAGCAAUAAACCCGGCUUCCCCAAGAAGAUCCUGGGCAACAAGCUGGAGGACAAGCACCUGUGCAACUGCUGCCACAACAUCCUCAGACGACCGUUCCAAGCCCAGUGUGGACAUCGCUUCUGUUCCUACUGCUUCAACAGGGCCGUGAGUAAUGGACCCCAGAAAUGCAGCGCCUGCAUUAAAGAGGAGAUUUUUGAGGAUCCUACGUCGAUUUUGAAACAAGGAUGUGCUUUUCCUGACAAUGCAGUUCGAAGGGAAGUGGAAAACCUUUUAGCUAUUUGUAUCAAUGAAAAUUGCACUUGGAAAGGAAGUAUUAAAGAGUAUGAGCUAAACCACGAAGGGAAGUGUGAGUACAUGAUCAUCCCCUGCCCCUCCUGUAAAGAACGAAUCCGCUUCAGUGAACAGGAGCGCCAUAAUGAGCGAGAGUGCCCGGAGAGAACACUCAACUGCAAGUACUGCAAGGAGCCAUUUCACUUCAAAAACAUCAAGGCACAUGACGAGAUCUGUCCCAAGUACCCGAUGAUCUGUGAAGGCUGUGCCAAGAAGAAAAUACCCAGAGAAAAGUACGUGGACCACAUUAAGUUCUGCAGCAAAUUCAGAACCCCGUGUCGAUUUCAUGUCGUGGGAUGUGAUAUGUCUGUGGAAAAGGAAAAGAUUCAUGACCAUGAGCGUGCCUAUGCCUACGAGCACCUCAAUCUGUUGCUGCACUACAUUAUGGGCAUGAAAGUGAGCAUGGAGGGCCUGCAGCCCCAGGGCCUGGAAAUAGCCGGACACAAACUAUUGGAACUCCAACAGUCUCUCAGGGAGCUCGAGGCCAGAGUCUCCCAGCUCAGCACCAUCUCCUCUGGGCCUCCCGUGCAGGGAGCAGCCUCCUCAUCUUCCAGCUCCGGUCCCCUUGGUCCACCGGCUUCAGCUCCUCUCCCUCCACCACCCACUCUGGCUCCCACUCUGUCUGUGUCUACCUCCUUCACGCCUCUGCCCAGCUCGGUAGGUGCGGCGCUCGAGCUCCAGCUCCACAGCGAGAAGACCAAGGUGGUGGAGCUGGGUCGCAGGUGUACGGAGCUCGAAGUUAAAUCCGGCACGUUUGAAAAUGUGGUGUGUGUCCUGAACAGAGAGGUGGAGAGGUUUGCCACCACCAUGGAGGCCAGCAACCGUCAGCACAAGCUGGACCAGGACAAGAUCGAGGCUCUGAGUAACAAGGUGCGACAGCUGGAGAGGACAGUGGGGCUGAAGGACCUAACAGUCGCUGAGAUGGAGGGCCGGCUGAGGGAAAUGUCUGCCACAACCUUUGAUGGCGUGUUUGUCUGGAGGAUCUCAGAUUUCGCCAAAAAAAGACAGGAUGCCAUCGCAGGUCGAGCCCCUGCCAUGUUUUCACCAGCCUUCUAUACCAGUAAGUACGGCUAUAAGAUGUGUCUGCGGAUCUAUCUGAAUGGAGAUGGGACAGGGCGCGGCAGCCACUUGUCCUUGUUCUUUGUGGUGAUGAGGGGGCUGAGUGACGCUCUGCUCAAAUGGCCUUUCAACCAGAAGGUGACUCUGAUGCUGCUGGACCAGAGCAACAGGGAGCACAUCAUUGACGCCUUUCGACCUGAUGUCACAUCCUCUUCCUUCCAGCGGCCGGUGAGCGAGAUGAACAUCGCCAGCGGCUGUCCGCUCUUCUGCCCGCUCUCCAAGCUCGAUGCCAAGAACUCGUACAUUCGCGACGACACAAUCUUCAUCAAGGCGAUCGUGGACCUCACCGGCCUCUAGACGGCCACACAGGGUAGUACGGUUUGGCAAACCACGCGGCUCUUUGACCAUUAAGGCGUCAUUUUGGCUCAGUCAUGGUCCCUUUAGGGCUCUGUUCAGGUAUCGUCCUGUCCCCUGCAGCUUUAGGGAGACAAACAUGCUUGCAACUGUAUGCUGCAUGUGGCUGCAGUUUGUUCCGUCCAGACGGCCUUCGCAUUGUCAUGUCCUGGUGAUCUCUAUGCGAGAAACCACUGUCAUUGCUUUACACUUCGGGUGCAAAACCUUUUUUCCUUUAGAUGCCACAACACCGCUCUCAUGGUGGAUCAAUUGUCACUUCAGUUGUGCACAUAACUUUUCAGUUAAAGGACACAGAGGCGAGCGCUAGUGCAGUGUGGUCAGUGCAGUGCUGAGUAGAAGCAGAGCUGUCAAUGUGAACAGUUAUGAUGGAGUGAAAAAGAGUGAAUUGCAUCUUUUUUUUCAUCUCCUACGUUUGAAGGGAUGUUACAUUACAUGCAGACUGUGUUACAGAACGGGGUUGUAGAUUAUAGGUAGGUGAUGUGAUCAUUCUGAUGACUUAUAAUAGUUAGAGCAUGGCUUGAUGCAGUUUUUGCUUUUUUCUUGCAGAUUGUGAAUAUUGUGAGCUUCUCAAUUCCAGUGUCGAGUGAAUUUGCAUAGACAAACGUGGAGUUAUGUUAUGAAUAAGAUUACAGGCAUUUCUUUGCCUUUUUUUGCGCAAAGUGCAUGCCGCUGGCCUUUUAAGUACAAAAUGGCUCCUUAUUUCAACUGAGCUUUACGAAAGGUUCCUCGUUUGUUGUUAAACUUGUUAGUGAAUUAGCCAUCCGUGAUGGUGGACAUUGCCUGCAUGUCUUUGGAACCAGGCUAUUUACAUGUAAAGUUAGUGUUGCGUAUUUGUUCCUGUUAGGGGUUGGUGGUUCUGAUUGGUGGUUUGGUACAUCUGUGGAAGAUACAGUGGAGUUACCAAGGAGUCAGGGCAGCUUGCCAGUCAAGCCUGAGGCAUAAAACUGACAAACAUACAUAGCGGGAGUUUUCCCCCAGGAUAUGUUCACUAGCUCACAUCUCAACACAUAGUACUGUGCCCCCACCACAGACUGAGGUCAACACAGAUUCCACGAAAUGAAGGAAUUGUUUGUUCCUUGUUUUCUGUCCAUACAAGUAUACAGUGCGUAUGUGUUUCUGCUGCUCUUAAGAUAGAAUACUGAUGUGAAUCUAAUAUAUAUGUCGUGCAAAUAUACAUGAGGUAAAUGUGUAUGCAGGCUGAAAUAAGAAAUGAAAGCAGAGGUUGUAAUUCUCGGUUGUAGGUCCAUAAUUGACACGUUCAGUGCAGCCCCAGAUAACUCUUCAGUGUUUUAAAUGUGCUCUCACUGGUUUCCAAUAAGGCACAACAAAAAUCUACAUAUCUGUUUAAACAUGUAAUUUUUCUUUGUGUCCACCAGAGAUUGCUGUUCUACUUACUUAGCAUGCAUGCUGAGGUUUUUAAAGUUCACGCUGGCCUGUUUGAAAACCAGUCUCGACCUGUAUUGAAACCUCUCUGUGCAUGGGAGGCUUCAAUUCAAUAUUCACUAUGGAGUUUCACACUGAUUUACUCUGUGAGCCAGGUGUGAACGCAUUUAUUUGUAUUUGUUUGGAUCAAAAUAAUCAUAGAAUAAUUAUUAUGUUAUAUCUGGCGCUGCGUCUGUUCAACAGAAGCAGCUGCCUAUAUUAAUAGCAAUUUAUAAAUAUGUAUCUUUGAUAUCCUAAUGUUGAGAUAAUCUAUAUAUCAAUGUUAAUAUACACAAGAUGUUAUAAUAAACAUAGUAUUACUGAAUACCUUAUUAAUUCUAUAUCUAUAUACCAACUUUUCCUUUGUCAAGAUGGUUUGAACAGGCCAGGACAACCCCCUUUGUGCAUUAAGGACUGAUGAUUCCUUCUAGAGUGCAAUAUAUGAUGAUGUCUGUGAGAUUUUGAGAACACCUUGGCUUUAAAGGUUUACAGAGGUCAUACUCUACUUACUUGUUUAAAUCAGUCAUGAUGGCGCUGAAGAACUGCAUCCAAUUUUUAACUUUUCAAGGGAUGAGAAUUGUGCUUUCCUUGUCAUUAAGCAUAGUUGGUAUCACUAGGAAUUUGUAGUCAGGAGCUAAUCAGGAAGCUGAAAGACAAUUUUAUUGGUGAGGGAUUCAUGCUAUUAGUGGGUUUCUAUUCUUAACUUUAAAAAAGACUGAGCAUAUAUUAAGUAGGAUGGACAUGAACUUUUUAAGUGUUCUUGUAAUGUGCCAAAUUCAAAUAUUACCUCCGUAUACAAACAAUGUUGUAUUUGCAAGUUAUAUUUUAUGUUCUAUGCUAAAAUAUGGUGCCAAAUAUGUUUAGAAUUCAGUUUGUGCUGCGUGUGUGUGUCAUUUUAUAAUAUAUGAUGCAUGGGUCACAACUUCUGUAAGCACCAGGAGAUAAUGAAUAGUAUCCCACUAUAUCCCAUAGUAUCCCGGUUUUUUGAAUGUAAGCUUCAAUACUUUUUUUUCAAAACAGCAGUUCUGUAAAUGUGAUGUAGUUGACUUGAACCAACUUUAUUCAUGCACUUUGUAUUGGUUGUUUGUCCAAACAGGGUAUUUCAUUGAGUGAAGGUAUUGAGUGUACCUUUUAAAGUACCUUUUUAAAUCAGAGCCAUAUACACACAUAUAUAUAUAAAUAGAUAUUCUGAUGUUGAUAAUAUUGAUGUAUUAUGCUAAAAAGGACAUGCAGUAUGUAAUACAGGUUUCCUGGUUUCA